UCGCAACCAUGAUCUCAAUCCUCGUCCUCGGUCUGGUCAGUCUGUCAUUGUCAGUCGGGGCAGGCAGCGAGAGCUGCUACUGGAACCGGCCGUGCCCCAACCUGCUGCACUCCACCAAAACUACGUACGAAACUGUCCGCGGAGACAUAAGGGACUAUCCUGACCCUGAAUCAUGUGAGGCCGUCAGCAUCUGGACGCUGCACCGGCACGGCAACCGCAAUCCGGGCUCGUCCUCCAUCGACAUGAAGCGGCUCAUCGACGCCGUCCAGGGGCAGAUCAUUCAGGCCUUCGAGGACGGCCUCAGCCAGCUCUGUGCUCAGGAUAUCGAAGCUUUCCGCAAGUGGACUUUUAAUGAUACGAUCCUGGAGGCGCCUUCAUACCUAACUGGCACUGGCUACGAGGAGCUGUUCGACAUCGCCAAGCGGCUGCGGCAGCGCUACCUGCACCUGAUGCAAGGCGCGCCUGAAGACUACUACCUCCGGCCGACCAACUCGCAGCGCACCGUCGCCAGCGUCAUGGGCUUCGUGCACGGCUUCACCGACGAAACAAACCUUAACAUCACGUUCGACGGGCCUUUUGAGAGGGAUGACAUGAUUAGGCCUUAUGAAAACUGCGAGAGAUAUCAGCAAGAUGUGAGAGGUGGCGCUUUACUUGAGGAGCAAUUGGAAGAAUACGAAAAAACUGACGAAUACGUAGCCGUCCAGAAAGCAGUUCAAGAGCGGCUGGGCAUCACGUACCAGCUGAGCGCCUCGGACGUGUACACGCUGUACGAGAUCUGCCGCUACCACCGCACUUGGACGCCAACCCUGCAGGACGCCUGGUGCGCCGCCUUCUCCGACCAGGACCUCGUGGUGCUGGAGUACCGCGACGACGUCAGGCAUUACUACAGGAACGGCUACGGCUCGUGGGUGAAUCAGCGCCUGGCCGGGCCGCUGCUGAAGGACCUGCGCGAGCGCAUGCAGGCGGCGGCGCGCGACGAGGGCCACAAGCUCGUGUCGUACUUCUCGCACAACGCCAUGACGGAGAUGGCGUUCGUGGCGCUCGGGCUGUUCCGCGACGCCGCGCCCGCCGCCGGCGCCACCAGGGACCCCGCCCGCAACUGGCGCACCAGCUUCAUCGCCGCCUUCUCCACCAACAUGAUGGUCAUUCUAAAUAGAUGUACGGAAUCCGGGACACAAACUCACCGAGUCCAGUUCUUCAUCAACGAGAAGCCGACGGAGCUGUGCCCGCUGGCGGGCUGCUCCUGGCAGCAGUUCGAGGAGCUGCUGCGGGACUUCGACGACAGCCUGGAGUUCUGCAGCCCCGACUACCCGGAGCCCGAGACGCCGGCGGCGCCCGGCGCGGCCGCGCGGGGCCAAGUCGCGCCUGCCUUGCUCGCCCUGCAAGCGGCACUUGUCAUCUCUAUGUCUAAUGUUUUAUGA
Messenger RNA from Cydia amplana, 1421 nucleotides. RefSeq names its product multiple inositol polyphosphate phosphatase 1-like. The record is from RefSeq and is a predicted model, not a curated record. Gene Ontology annotation, molecular function: inositol phosphate phosphatase activity; acid phosphatase activity. The coding region runs from base 9 to 1421 and encodes 470 amino acids. Lineage: Eukaryota; Metazoa; Arthropoda; Insecta; Lepidoptera; Tortricidae. The transcript is spliced from 7 exons.